This is a messenger RNA of Prunus dulcis (almond), 1434 nucleotides long. RefSeq names its product protein FAR1-RELATED SEQUENCE 5-like. The transcript is spliced from 2 exons. NCBI's taxonomy places the organism in Eukaryota, Viridiplantae, Streptophyta, Magnoliopsida, Rosales, Rosaceae. The record is from RefSeq and is a predicted model, not a curated record. The coding region runs from base 1 to 1434 and encodes 477 amino acids.
AUGGAAACAUCAAGUAAGAUUUCAAAGAACCCUCUUUCUGGUUUAGGACUUGAAUGUGAUUUGGGUAAUGAGUUGAUGCAAUUGCAUGUUUUUGGUUGCAAAACAGUUAUACGUGGUGCAAUUAUUGACCUGAGCAUGAAGGGGUCUGGUAAGAUGGACAGGGGUCUAGAGACAUCAAAUGGUGGUUGUAGUGAUUCAGGGUGUCUGGGUGGUUGUGAAAGGUCGAGUCAUAGGGCACCGACAACAGAGACUGGGCAUAUGUCGGUCCAACAUAUGGUUAGUCAAAGCAGUGAUGAUAAUGAUGUUGACAUGAUUGCACCGAGGAAAGAAGAUGUUAUGGGAAAAGAGUUUAAAACGAUAGAAUUAGCAGAAGAAUAUUAUAUGAGUUAUGCAAAGGGCAUUGGAUUUAGCGUGAGAAAAGACAAAUUGGGGCGAAAUGCGGAAGGGAAAAUAUGUAGGAGACGGUGGUGUUGUUCUAAAGAAGGUUUGAGAAAUGAGAAGUUUAAUGAUCGAUCAGAUAGGAUUCGACCACCAAAGACAAUUACAAGAGAGAAUUGUUCUGCCCAUUUUUGGGUGGGUUAUGAGAAGAAACGUGACGUUUACGUCGUUACAAAUUUUGAACCACAUCACAAUCAUCAACUAGUUACUCCACUUGAAUCACCAUAUCUCCGAUGUAACCGUGUUGUUCGAAAUUCUGAUUUAGCACAAGCAGUGGGAAUGCGAAGAGCAUUGGUUAGAACAUGUCAAACAUAUGAGUAUAUGGUCGACCAAUGUGGCGGGUAUUUAAAUGUUGGUUUUCAAAUAAAGGAUUUGUACAAUAAGUUGGAUGCAUCACGGAGGGAAAUUUUGCUCGACGGUGACACAGAAGCUGCACUAUCUUACUUGAAAGCGAAAGGAGAAAUGGAUCCAGAAUUCUUUUGUAAGUUCAGUGUUGACGAGGAAAAUAGGCUUGGUAAUUUGUUUUGGAGGGACUCCACUUCCCUUUUGGAUUACAUUGCCUACGGGGACGUCCUCAUAUUUGACAGCACGUACAAAACAAAUGUUUAUGACAAGCCCCUAGUGUUGUUUGUUGGUUCGAACAACUACCGUUCUACUGUAAUGUUUGGUUGUGCAUUAUUGCAGGACGAGACAUUUGAAACUUACAAGUGGUUAUUGGAAACAUUCAUGGCAUCCAUGAAAGAUAAGAAGCCAAUAUCAAUAUUGACGGAUGGCGAUGAGGCAAUGCGUAAAGCCAUUGAUGAUGUGUUUCCCAUGUCUAACCAUCGGUUGUGCUCAUGGCAUGUGUCAAGGAAUGCACAAAAUAACUUGAAGGAUGAUGAAUUGGUAAGAAAUUUUCAGGCAUGUAUUUGGGAACCAUUUGCAUUGGACGAGUUUGAGAAGAAAUGGGAGGUUCUAAGGGAAAGAGCGAGUACUCCGAAAAAAAAGAAUGGUUGA